AUAAUCAUUUAUUAUAUAAUUUAAUUCAUCUGUAACAUAAGAUGAAACGACACAAAUAUUAGAAAAUGCUUAAGUAUUGAUUAAGAAUGGAGAUUAUUCAGUCUUUAUAUUCCAACAUAAUAGAUGAAAAUAAGGGUGAUGUGUUGAAAGAAUUACUACAUGCAUGCGUAGAUGAAAUAUGUGGACGUCCUGGACCGUCUUAUCACAAGUUCAUGAAUCGAAUGAAUUGGAGUAAAGAAGUAUACGAAGAUGUUUAUAAAUUAAUGAUAAUGCUUUUACGUAAUCCAGCAUGUUUAUAUUUGAUGGAAGAGAAGAUGCCUCCAGAGUAUCAUGACCUUCCUGAAUUAAUUCAAAAAGAUAUUUUAAGUUGUUUAAAAGUUCGACAAAAACAACUGACGCAUGCCUUAUUAAUGGAACACUCAAAGCGAAAAUUACAAACUUUAGUAGACUUUGAUUGGAGAUUAAAACUUGUCAUGGGUACGAGUAAAAUGGCAUCAUUACGAGAACCUCUACUUCAAUUAGACUUUAUUGUUGAAGAGAAGGGAACAAGACGUAUUAUUGAUGUCGAAAUGAACAAGGAUGAAUUAGAUACGAUGAUAACUACAAUGGAAACAAUAAUACAAUAAUGUAUUCUCUCGCUCGCGUUUUAUACAAUAAAAUUAUUACGUUUGAGACAAAAAAAAA
Molecule: messenger RNA, 684 nt
Organism: Polistes dominula (European paper wasp)
Lineage: Eukaryota; Metazoa; Arthropoda; Insecta; Hymenoptera; Vespidae
Product: COMM domain-containing protein 8
Source: RefSeq, a predicted model, not a curated record